This is a messenger RNA of Bufo bufo (common toad), 3209 nucleotides long. RefSeq names its product sphingosine 1-phosphate receptor 1-like. Lineage: Eukaryota; Metazoa; Chordata; Amphibia; Anura; Bufonidae. Gene Ontology annotation, molecular function: sphingosine-1-phosphate receptor activity. Bases 556 to 1707 code for a protein of 383 amino acids. Gene Ontology annotation, biological process: G protein-coupled receptor signaling pathway. The transcript has 3 exons. Gene Ontology annotation, cellular component: membrane. The record is from RefSeq and is a predicted model, not a curated record.
GUCUAGAGAAUGGGCAGGGCCUGGGUGCAGAGCUCAGGGGAGGAGGUCAGUCUUAUCUGCUGCCUGUAACAGGCACAGACUUGGGAUUUCUUCUCUGCUCCUCUAAGAACCUGAGAAUCUUGGACAUCAGAAGUUUGCUCCACACAACAGCACGCUGUUGUUUAUGGGAAUGUCUACAUGAUAUGUCUGAAGAUAAAUGUGGCCGAAAUUCCCCUUCAAGAGAUAACCUAACUGCACAAAUGCACGGAGGAUCCUUAGUAUCGGUUACAUCGGCAUGUGUGGAUGGUACAUCUUCUGAAUGAAGAAAUGCUGACACUAUGUGGAGACCUUGUGGAAAUGCAGCAACAUAAAAAAAGCAGUUUGCCUGCAUGAAACGUCUGCAGAGUCACAAUACAUGGGUGUCUGAACAGAAACCAACAACCAUCCGUGCUGGGGUAAUAUACUCCUGGAUGUUGCUGAGAGUACAUCUUCUGUUGCUUGGAUAUGACCUUCUAUAGUUGAGGUCCCGUCAAGUUUCUAGACUUCUGAGAGCUUUGAGAAGACCAACCGUUAACCAUGGAAGGUGUAACACAUCAAUAUCAUCUGAGCCGGUUGUACAGGGAAUACCAAAACAAUAGUAUUAUUGCUCUUCAUUACAACUAUACGGGCAAGCUGAGCACUAGCAGAUACAAGGGUGGACUAAAAGCCGAAGCUGUAUUUUUUUUGGUGGUAUGCGUCCUCAUCGUUCUGGAGAACCUUAUUGUACUCUUGGCUCUAUGGCGCAACAAGAAGUUUCAUUCACCUAUGUUCUACCUCCUGGGCAACUUAACUUUGUCCGACCUCCUGGCUGGAGUAGCAUACAUGGUUAAUAUUGUGUUGUCGGGGGCCAACACGCUCCGGCUCACCCCUGUUAUGUGGUUUGUAAGGGAAGGGGGUGUGUUUGUCACCUUGACUGCCUCUAUCUUCAGCCUGCUUGCUAUUGCAAUAGAGCGCCACAUCACCAUGGUUCGCAUGAAGCUCUACAGUGGAGACAAACAGGGACGAAUGGCCUUGCUUGUAGGUGCCAGUUGGCUUGUCUCUAUCUUGUUAGGGAUUCUACCAAUACUUGGAUGGAACUGUAUCAGAAACCUUCCUUCCUGCUCUACCAUCUUACCACUAUAUUCCAAGAAGUACAUAUUGUUUUGCAUUACCAUUUUUCUGGCUAUCCUCAUCUCAAUUGUGGUACUCUAUCUACGCAUAUAUAGGAUUGUAAAGCUAAACAGUCAGAGGCUGGGCACUCUACGUAAAGGAGCACUGAGAAAGUCCCAAAAAUACAUGGCUUUGUUGAAAACGGUCACUAUAGUAGUAGGAACCUUUAUUGGCUGCUGGCUUCCUCUUUUCAUCCUUCUCCUCUUCGAUGUGUCGUGUGAGGUCAAUGCAUGCCCUGUCCUUCUAAAAGCUGAUUAUUUUCUUGGAUUGGCCAUGAUAAACUCUUUUCUAAACCCAAUCAUCUACACCUUGACCAGCAGAGAAAUUAGAAGAGCCAUUCUGAAGUUGGUCUGCUUCUUUUGCUUUAUCAAUGAGGACGGAGAGACCAGAGGGAGAUUUGGAUUCUUCCCGGUCAUUGAACGAAGCACAAGCAAAUCUGAAAAGUCAUCCCACAAGCAGGAGGGGUUGGAGACAACCGUAUCUUCAGGAAAUGGGACUCCUACACCAGUUAAGUCUCUUGUGGCCACCAAAAAGUACUGAGCCAAGUCAUGGUUGAGAACCAUCAAACUUUUUUCAUAUCUCUAAAAGGGAAUUAUCUGAGAACCCCUAUAUCUUAUCUGACUUGGACUGGAAAUUAUGAAGUAUAUUGGAAGGUUUUGAGGCCAUGCAAAAGACACUACAAGACAACUGUUGUAAUAUAUCCGAUUUACGUCAUUAUCCUUCAAUUAUCCAAACGAUCAGUAAGAAAGAAGAACAUGACCUGUAAAGUUUGCCUACAUUCAUUAAUGGGUGUGUACAUGCCAUUGGGACAGCAGUAAAUGCUGUGAUGCCCAUGGAUAGUGGUCCCUGGCUGUUUUGGUGUCAUGGUCUUUCCAAUAGGCUGGGUGAAACCUUUCCACAAACACCUCAAAGUUAGCUGGCAAACAGAGAGAAACUCCUCUGAGGGAUUUUUAACUCUUCUCUCCUAGCUAAAAAGUGGGACUUCCUCUGCCAGAAAGGGGCCAUGUGGUUAUGUGACUCUAUGCCAGGAAUAAAAGGAGCGUGAGCAUUUAGGUUUGCUACUGAGCCUCUACUCCUUUAUGUAUGCUCAUGGACAUUAAAGAGGUUAUCCAGCUUUGUUCUCCCCUCUCCCCACCAGACCUGUGGAGGGAAACAUAUUUACCUUCUCCCCGUUGAUCAGUUCUGGUCAAGUCUACUGCUGUGCUCAUUGAGCGGCAAGAAGCAGUUAAGUUUGUUUCCAUCCACAAGUCUGACAGGUGGAGGCAAAAAGUAUUAAAAAGCUGGAGGACACCUUUAAAGGACUAUUUUAAAUAAAUAAUUUUUAUACACCGUUAAAGAAUUCUUAAGGUGAGGAUCCGUUAUCCAAGAAUCUCAUCUCUUGGCCAAAAUGGAGAGCAGAUGCAAAGAGCAUCUCCUGCUCUGAACGACUAGUCCGAUCCUGCAUUACACAGACAUCUUACUGAUUUGAAUGGACACUUUGUAAUGCCUUCCUUUAUUCUGUGGUGGCGCUGCAAGAAGCCUGAACACUUGGGCUUUAUGCAUACAACUGUAUUUUGGGUCCGCAUCCGAUCUGCAUUUUACGUGGAUCAAAUGCAGACCCAAAAUACGGACAGCACACGUAUGCCAUAUCAACAGAGAUGCAACCAUAUCAUGGGGAAGCACAGUAAUCAGUCUCAUUCAUUAUUACCAAUCAUGGGUCUUUAUAGCCUCUGAAUUCUUUCUCCAGGAUGUCAUUACGAGGGUAUUUAAUCAUCACGUCUGCAGCCAAAUGUAGCAUUACCGUACCGAAAUCUAAUGUGGUCUCAACAACAUGCAUGCACACAUACUGCUUGUAAAAACAACAUCUUAUGGACCUGACUAUACAGUUUUGUGUCUAUGUAAUUUCAAACCAUUACAGAUCCCACAGUGAUAUAGAUGGGGUAAAAUGUUGUACAUGUGUAUAUAUGUAUAUAAUGAAAAUGUAUAAAUUAAUAAUGUAUGAAUUCAAACAGCAUUAACAUCUAUGUAUAGCUCUCAAGAAAGAAAAAUAAAGAAAAAACUGA